AUGUCAACCUCCAAACCCACGAUAAUCGACGACAAAUCGCACCAUUGCAUCCCCUUCAUCCUCUCCCUCCUCGAAGCACAAGAUGCAAAGACACAGACCGAUUCUACUUCCACCACGAAACCUUUCAUAAUCGGCCUCAACGGCGUCCAAGGCGCCGGCAAAACGACCCUGGUAACCACCCUCUCCUCAACCCUCAACGCUCGCGGCCUCCGCACCCUCGUCUGCAGCAUCGACGACCUCUACCUGACACACGCCGACCAAAUCUCCCUUGCACAAGCCCACCCUUCAAACCCGCUCGUCCAACACCGCGGUGAGCCGGGCACACAUGAUAUGGUUCUGGCGCGAGAGUUAUUCUCUGCAUUGAUGGAAGGAAGGGAAGUUCGUGUCCCGGAAUACGAUAAGAGUUUAUUCUCUGGACAAGGCGACCGUGUGGAUCCCAAGGAGUGGAAAGUUGUCAAUGCACCUGGAGAGGAGAAGAUCCAAGUUGUGAUUUUCGAGGGGUGGUGUGUUGGAUUCCGAGCGUUGAGUGAUGAUGAAGUGCGGGCGAAGCAGAAGGGGGAGAGUAGGACGUUAGGGGAGCAUAGGAUUGAGGAUUUACUGUUUGUGAACGAAAGGUUGAGGGGCUAUGAGGUUGUGAAUGAGUGCUUUGAUGCGUUCGUUCAUGUGGAUGCCGAGGAAACAGAGUAUGUGUAUAAGUGGAGACAGGAGCAGGAAGAGGCGCUGAGGAGGGAGAAGGGGAGUGGCAUGAGUGAGGAGCAGGUGGUGAGGUUUGUGGAUGGGUACUAUCCGGCCUACGAGCUGUACACGGAUACGUUGAGGGAGGGGUUUUUUGAGGGAAGACAUGGGUCGGAUGGUAGGCAGUUGAGGCUGGUUGUAGGGAGGGAUAGGAAGGUUAGAGAGGUUGUGAAGAUAUAA
Molecule: messenger RNA, 915 nt
Organism: Cadophora gregata
Lineage: Eukaryota; Fungi; Ascomycota; Leotiomycetes; Helotiales; Ploettnerulaceae
Exons: 1
Coding region: 1-915 (304 amino acids)
Cellular component (GO): cytoplasm
Molecular function (GO): kinase activity; ATP binding
Source: RefSeq, a predicted model, not a curated record